Molecule: messenger RNA, 4952 nt
Organism: Homo sapiens (human)
Lineage: Eukaryota; Metazoa; Chordata; Mammalia; Primates; Hominidae
Gene: TBL2
Product: transducin beta like 2
Exons: 8
Coding region: 738-1982 (414 amino acids)
Source: RefSeq, a predicted model, not a curated record
ACUAGCUGAGGUGGCAGUGGUUCCACCAACAUGGAGCUCUCGCAGAUGUCGGAGCUCAUGGGGCUGUCGGUGUUGCUUGGGCUGCUGGCCCUGAUGGCGACGGCGGCGGUAGCGCGGGGGUGGCUGCGCGCGGGGGAGGAGAGGAGCGGCCGGCCCGCCUGUAAGUGGGGCCGGGUCGGGUGGGGGCGGCCCGCGGUGUCCCGGCUCCCGGCCUCCUCGUGGUCCGACCUGCGGUUUGGGCCCGCGGCUGGUGGGGCCCGGCGACUCCAUGGGCCUCAGUUUCUCCUCUGGUAACGUGAGCUUCGCUUCCAGAGACGGGGACCCGCCUUGCCGGGUUAGGCGCACCUCCUGGGGCGGGACUGGCUCCAACCUGGGCCCCUUACUGCGGCUUUCUCUGUGGCCGAGGCCAGGCCGUCCCCGGGGUGGCCAGGAGAGCACCGUAAACUCUUCAGCCUGCUCCGUGGCCGCGAUCUCGGAAAAAGCACCAAUUCUGUGAUGUGCAGCAGCAUUUACUGGGCAUCUAUGACCCUGUGAUAGGCUUUGGGGUCUUUUUCUGUAAGGAGUCCAGUAAAGGAGAAGUACAUCUGUAUUAUGAACACCUAAAUAUGGCCCAGGAGCUUUUUUCCUGUUGGAAUUGGGGAGCAUCUGCAGUCAUUUACCACAUGCCAGCUUUGUGACUCAAUUAAGUAUCUUUUACAAAAGUGACUGGCUCCACUCCCCCGCACAGGACUCAACAGAUGUUGACUUCUCAUCCCCGAGUUCUUUCAGGCCAAAAAGCAAAUGGAUUUCCACCUGACAAAUCUUCGGGAUCCAAGAAGCAGAAACAAUAUCAGCGGAUUCGGAAGGAGAAGCCUCAACAACACAACUUCACCCACCGCCUCCUGGCUGCAGCUCUGAAGAGCCACAGCGGGAACAUAUCUUGCAUGGACUUUAGCAGCAAUGGCAAAUACCUGGCUACCUGUGCAGAUGAUCGCACCAUCCGCAUCUGGAGCACCAAGGACUUCCUGCAGCGAGAGCACCGCAGCAUGAGAGCCAACGUGGAGCUGGACCACGCCACCCUGGUGCGCUUCAGCCCUGACUGCAGAGCCUUCAUCGUCUGGCUGGCCAACGGGGACACCCUCCGUGUCUUCAAGAUGACCAAGCGGGAGGAUGGGGGCUACACCUUCACAGCCACCCCAGAGGACUUCCCUAAAAAGCACAAGGCGCCUGUCAUCGACAUUGGCAUUGCUAACACAGGGAAGUUUAUCAUGACUGCCUCCAGUGACACCACUGUCCUCAUCUGGAGCCUGAAGGGUCAAGUGCUGUCUACCAUCAACACCAACCAGAUGAACAACACACACGCUGCUGUAUCUCCCUGUGGCAGAUUUGUAGCCUCGUGUGGCUUCACCCCAGAUGUGAAGGUUUGGGAAGUCUGCUUUGGAAAGAAGGGGGAGUUCCAGGAGGUGGUGCGAGCCUUCGAACUAAAGGGCCACUCCGCGGCUGUGCACUCGUUUGCUUUCUCCAACGACUCACGGAGGAUGGCUUCUGUCUCCAAGGAUGGUACAUGGAAACUGUGGGACACAGAUGUGGAAUACAAGAAGAAGCAGGACCCCUACUUGCUGAAGACAGGCCGCUUUGAAGAGGCGGCGGGUGCCGCGCCGUGCCGCCUGGCCCUCUCCCCCAACGCCCAGGUCUUGGCCUUGGCCAGUGGCAGUAGUAUUCAUCUCUACAAUACCCGGCGGGGCGAGAAGGAGGAGUGCUUUGAGCGGGUCCAUGGCGAGUGUAUCGCCAACUUGUCCUUUGACAUCACUGGCCGCUUUCUGGCCUCCUGUGGGGACCGGGCGGUGCGGCUGUUUCACAACACUCCUGGCCACCGAGCCAUGGUGGAGGAGAUGCAGGGCCACCUGAAGCGGGCCUCCAACGAGAGCACCCGCCAGAGGCUGCAGCAGCAGCUGACCCAGGCCCAAGAGACCCUGAAGAGCCUGGGUGCCCUGAAGAAGUGACUCUGGGAGGGCCCGGCGCAGAGGAUUGAGGAGGAGGGAUCUGGCCUCCUCAUGGCACUGCUGCCAUCUUUCCUCCCAGGUGGAAGCCUUUCAGAAGGAGUCUCCUGGUUUUCUUACUGGUGGCCCUGCUUCUUCCCAUUGAAACUACUCUUGUCUACUUAGGUCUCUCUCUUCUUGCUGGCUGUGACUCCUCCCUGACUAGUGGCCAAGGUGCUUUUCUUCCUCCCAGGCCCAGUGGGUGGAAUCUGUCCCCACCUGGCACUGAGGAGAAUGGUAGAGAGGAGAGGAGAGAGAGAGAGAAUGUGAUUUUUGGCCUUGUGGCAGCACAUCCUCACACCCAAAGAAGUUUGUAAAUGUUCCAGAACAACCUAGAGAACACCUGAGUACUAAGCAGCAGUUUUGCAAGGAUGGGAGACUGGGAUAGCUUCCCAUCACAGAACUGUGUUCCAUCAAAAAGACACUAAGGGAUUUCCUUCUGGGCCUCAGUUCUAUUUGUAAGAUGGAGAAUAAUCCUCUCUGUGAACUCCUUGCAAAGAUGAUAUGAGGCUAAGAGAAUAUCAAGUCCCCAGGUCUGGAAGAAAAGUAGAAAAGAGUAGUACUAUUGUCCAAUGUCAUGAAAGUGGUAAAAGUGGGAACCAGUGUGCUUUGAAACCAAAUUAGAAACACAUUCCUUGGGAAGGCAAAGUUUUCUGGGACUUGAUCAUACAUUUUAUAUGGUUGGGACUUCUCUCUUCGGGAGAUGAUAUCUUGUUUAAGGAGACCUCUUUUCAGUUCAUCAAGUUCAUCAGAUAUUUGAGUGCCCACUCUGUGCCCAAAUAAAUAUGAGCUGGGGAUUAAAUACGAAUAAGACAUGGUUUCUGCCAUCAAAGAUGGCUGGUGGGAGAGAGAGAUACACCCUUAUUAAGUGCUUUGUGUUAGUUUAUUCAUAGCUAUUGUUAUAUAUGUCAAGGCAAGAGAGGACCAGAGCAGGACAGAGGCAAUGGGUAUUGAAGUUGAAGGGGUACAUUUGAUAAGAGAGUCGGUAUUGAGAAGUUUAAAUUUGUGAAUUUGAAGGCUGCGUGGGUGUGGCAGGUAAGGGAAAUGAGGUAUCUGGGAAGGCUUGAGUGUAGGCAAAUUUAUUCAUCCCAAGUCAAACUCUUGAUCUCUCUCACGAAAACUAUGACCCCCCCUGGUUGCCCCUGACCUCUCAAUGUUGGAACAAGCCACAACCGUGGAGUUAUCCUUGAUGACUCCCCAUUCAUUAUCCCUUCUGUCCCACCACCACAGCUGUCAUCUGUUCACCAGAACGUUCUUUUGGUUACACUCCAUGUGACAUCCUGAGGCUGUUGCUUCUCUCCAGCUUUUCUGUUACCAUCCUGGUCCUGGCUACUGUCACCUAGUGGGCCACUAUAAUAUGGCUUCCUAAUGGAUCUUCCUGCUUCCUCUGUUGCCUCAUUACUUUUCUAUAUAGCAGAAUGAUCUUUUGAAAAUGUGAACCAGAUCACAUUAUUCCCUAGUUAAAACCCCCCAAGGCUUCCCAUCACACUUGGAAUAAAAUCCAAAAGAAUUUUUCUAAACCAAAAAUAGUAAAAACAAUUUUUUUUUUCUGACAAUCUCUUGUCACCCAGGCUGGAGUACAAUGGCGCAAUCUCGGCUCACUGCAACCGCCGCCUCCUAGGUUCAAGCGAUUCUCCUGCCUCAGCCUCCAGAGUAGCUGGGAUUACAGGCAUGUGCCACCACGCCUGGCUAAUUUUUGUAUUUUUAGUAGAGACAGGGUUUCACGAUGUUGGCCAGGCUGCUCUCGAACUCCUGACCUCAAAUGAUCCACCACCCCCCUUGGCCUCCCCAAGUGCUGGGAUUACAGGUGUGAGCCAUCGUGCCUAGCUAAAAACACUUAAUCCAAAAUUCUUACCAUGGCCUGCAAGGUCCUGUGUAACCUGGCUUCGUCCCCCCUCUAAAUGCUAUGAAUGUCAGAUGGGCACCGUAAAUGUGUGAAGGGUCAGUUACCUGGGUGUAAGGCAGUAGAAGGUGGGGACAGAAGUGAGCUGGAGGGCGGGCUUGUGUCCUGCCUGCAGGAUGGGGGGUGGCUGCUACUUAUUCAGGAAUCCAGCAGAAAUUGCUUCACAGAAGCUAGAAGUGAGCAACUUAAAUAACUAAACACUAUCUGGACCAAACAAAACACUAAGGUCGGCCCGAUGCAGUCCACUACUCUCUUAUUGGCAGCUUCUGGCUCACUGUUGAACCCACUGGAAUGAGAGCACCACCGGGCAGACUCCUGGACCAUCCCACUGUCAGCUCUGUGGUCCAGGCACAGUACCUGGGACAGUGUAAGCACUCAAUGUGAAACUCAAGCCAGGGGCAAGCCACAGACCUCCCAGUAUCUUCUCCGCGCAUCUUCCCACUCCCAGUCUCCAUUGUGGUUUUGUAUGUUCCUAACCACAGACUUUUGGCAAUGCUGUGCACACAAGGCCUGAGGAGUAUUUCCUUGGCAAUUGUCAGAAGAAUGAGACUAAAACACUUCCUUUGCGCACCUGUUCUUAGAAGCAGCUCUGGCAUUACUCCCGUUGUGUAUCCAGGACAGGAAGUGGCAGUAGAAUGUUGAGUUACUGAAGUCAGAUGUCUUCAGUUCCAGUUCCAGCUGGAGAGCAGAUAGUAGGUCCGUUGACCUCUCUGAGCUUGUUUCCUCAGCUGCAAAAUAAGAAUGAAUCCUGUGCUACCCACCUUGCCAUGUUGUGUUUCAGUGAGACGAGAAAACACUACCAAAAAGUCAUUCCACAGACUUCUGAGGACAGAAAGUGCCCUCACUCAAGCUUCUCUUGUAACCACAGAGAAGGUGUCUGGAUAUUAACAUAGAGCAGAGGCCACCAAGGUUUUUCUUUUUUUUAAUCAAAAAUCCUGCAUGUGAAGGCAGUAAUUGUAUCUUAAUAUUAUAAUUUCAACAUCUGUGGGUGUGAAAUUUUUCAAAAAAAAAAUUUGGGGAAAUAUUUUAAA